GCGUCCUCAACGCCUCUGAAGACUUGGGCUUACUUGUAAGUAUAUAAAGAGAGGUUUUCAUGCAGCUUCCUGACUGUAAAAAGGAGGGCAUGCAGAGGAAACACAGACUCGCUGAUAGAUUCAAAGUGAUUGGAACAGUGGAGUGGAAAGUAACUUGCGACCUUCAACACUAGAAAAGAGACUUGGAUAUCGCCAGCAAGGAAAUCGUUAUAGUUUUCUGAUCUGAGAUUAAAAUUUUCUUUUGGCGUUGAGAUGGGACGACUAUUUUCAUAUUUGAACAUUGUUACGUGCUAUUUACUUCUGAUCUUCGGAACAGUAGUUCAAGAACAUAUUGGAGACGUGAUCUUGGAACCUGAAUUCACGGAGCCGAUCCCGAAUGUGACAGUAGCUAUAGGACAUGAUGCUGCUAUUCCAUGCGUUGUAGAAAACCUUGGAUUUUACCGGGUUGCAUGGUUAAGAGUCGAGAGCAAGACCAUCUUAACCAUUCAUCAUCAUGUCAUUACGAGGAACUAUAGAGUUAACCUUGAUUACAGUGACCAUAUUACAUGGAUCCUUCAAAUAAAAAAUGUACAGGAAUCGGAUCGAGGAUUCUAUAUGUGCCAGAUAAACACGGUGCCCAUGAAGAGUCAGACAGGAUAUCUGGACGUGGUUGUUCCACCGAUGAUUAUUGAUCGAGAGAGUAGUUCUGAUGAGCUGGUGAGAGAGGGAUUUAACAUAACUUUGUCAUGCCGAGCUAAAGGCUACCCCACGCCCACUGUCACGUGGAGAAGAGAGGACGGGCAACCGAUUUCUGCAGGUAAUUGGCAAAACAAGAAAAAUCUGGGAAAGACUUACGAAGGAAUGGAACUGAGCAUUAGAAGAGUGAGCCGACUACACAUGGGAGCUUUCCUGUGUGUGGCCUCUAAUGGAGUGCAGCCUUCGAUAAGCAAGCGCAUUCUCCUCCAAGUACAUUUUCCUCCGAUGAUCUGGAUUCCCAACCAAUUAGUUGGUUCUCCGAUAGGGGGCAAUGUUCAGAUAGAUUGCCAUACUGAGGCGUUUCCAGCUUCUAUUAAUUACUGGACCAAAAAAAAAGGCGAGAUGAUUGUGGAUAGUCAGAAGUAUACAGUUAAGAAAGAAGAAGAAACAUACAGAGUUCACAUGAUUUUGAUAAUAAACAACGUAGAACCAGAAGACUUUGGAUUGUUUCAUUGUUUUGCCAAGAACUCAUUAGGCUCAACUGAGGGCACAAUCCGGCUUUAUGAAAUCCAUGUGUCACCAUUAGAACACGCAUCAACUUCCAGAAUAGGAGAUGAGGAAGAUCUAAGAAAGCAAACAGACAGAAAUCAAGACAUCAGUGCUCGAGAAACUGCAAAGCGAUUACAAGGAGGAAACUUUAUCUGGCCGAAUGAAUCUGAAACGAAAGAACAAGGGACAAUUGUUAGUCCUAACCCGCAGAAUUUUCCUGACAAACAAAAUAGAUGCUCGAGACUCCAGAUAGACUUAACUUGUCACCUCUGCUUUGGAUUCUUGUUGUUCAACGCUUUCUUGACGUCACAGCGUCUGUUCUUUCUUUCUACGAGCAGAUGACAGGUGGCUCUUUCUGGCGAUCAUGUUUUUUGGAUAUGACAAAAACCCUUGUAAUCUCAAAGUUCUGUUCUGUGGAUAAGGAGGACACGUGGAUCCGAGCCAAAUGUAUAACUUGUAGUUGUUUCUUUUCAUAUAUAUAUGCUUUGUUUUGGCGUGUAAAAAUAAACGAACGAUAGGUUCACAGUAAAUGUUUCACGAGUAACUAUAUCAUAUCGAACCACUUAAAAAUGUCAACAGAUAAUUCAGACAGUUUAUUUGUACCGAAAUAUUGUAUAACGUAUAUUAUAGUAUCAUAACUGUGUCAUAUUUUUAUAACGUAUAUUAUAGUACCAUAGCGGUAACAUAUUGUAUAACGUAUGUUACAGUAUCAUAAUGGUGAGAUAUUGUAUAACGUAUGUAACAGUAUCAUAACGGUGACAUAUCGUGUAACGUAUGCUAUAGUACCAUAGCGGUAACAUAUUGUAUAAUGUAUGUUACAAUAUCAUAAUGGUGAGAUAUUGUAUAACGUAUGUUACAGUAUCAUAAUGGUGAAAUAUUGUAUAACGUAUGUUACAGUAUUCAGUGACAUAUUGUAUAACGUAUGUUACAGUAUCAUAACGGUGACAUAUCGUAUAACAUAUGUUACAGUAUUCAGUGACAUAUUG
This is a messenger RNA of Limulus polyphemus (Atlantic horseshoe crab), 2210 nucleotides long. Its product is annotated as lachesin-like. NCBI's taxonomy places the organism in Eukaryota, Metazoa, Arthropoda, Merostomata, Xiphosura, Limulidae. The transcript is spliced from 10 exons. The record is from RefSeq and is a predicted model, not a curated record. Gene Ontology annotation, cellular component: neuron projection. The coding region runs from base 253 to 1566 and encodes 437 amino acids.